Molecule: messenger RNA, 1781 nt
Organism: Erythranthe guttata (spotted monkey flower)
Lineage: Eukaryota; Viridiplantae; Streptophyta; Magnoliopsida; Lamiales; Phrymaceae
Product: cysteine proteinase mucunain
Biological process (GO): proteolysis
Molecular function (GO): cysteine-type peptidase activity
Source: RefSeq, a predicted model, not a curated record
AAAGCGAGUCUCCUUAGUCCUAUACUCCUAUUAACAUUAAAACUCUCAUUCCAUAACAAUUCCUAUUUUCACGGACCCUCUCACAAUAUAUUUCUCUCUCUCCUCCUCACAAAAAAAUAAUAAAUUCACAAAAAAAAAAUCCCAUUCUGCAAAUCGUCUCUCUCUCCACUUCAUCAAACCCUUCCUCUGUAAAUCAAUUCUUCAACAAUGGCUUCUCCUCUCAGGCUCUCGUUUUUCGUCGCCGUACUCUCAUUGUUAUUCCUUCUCUCCUCCGCCCUAGACAUGUCGAUUAUAACCUACGACGAGAAACACCAGCGGUCCGAGGGCGACGCCAUGGCGAUGUACGAAUCGUGGCUCGUGAAGCACGGGAAGGCAUACAACGCCAUUGGCGAGAAGGAGAAGCGGUUCCAGAUCUUCAAGGAUAAUUUGAUGUUCGUCGAAGAGCAUAACUCCGCCGACCGGCCGUACAAGGUGGGGAUGAACCGGUUCGCCGAUCUGACCAACGAGGAGUACCGGUCAAUGUUCGUCCGCGGGAGGCUCGACAGGAACGCGCGGCUCAUGAACCGGAGGGCGAGUGAUCGUUACGCGCUCAAGGCGGGGGAGAAAUUGCCGGAGUUUGUUGACUGGAGGGAGAAAGGCGCCGUUGCUCCGGUCAAAGAUCAGGGCCAAUGCGGGAGCUGUUGGGCAUUCUCAACAAUUGCUGCCAUUGAAGGAGUAAACAAGAUAAAAACCGGAGAUAUGAUAGUUUUGUCCGAGCAAGAACUGGUCGAUUGCGACAGUUCCUACAACCAGGGCUGUAAUGGCGGUCUUAUGGAUUACGCCUUUCAGUUCGUGAUCAAGAAUGGUGGCAUAGACACGGAGGAGGAUUAUCCGUACAAAGCUCGUGACGGCACUUGUGACCGACAGAGGAAAAACGCCCGUGUGGUCUCUAUUGAUUCUUACGAAGAUGUUCCAGAAAACGACGAACAAGCGUUGAUGAAAGCUGUGGCAAGUCAACCCGUUAGCGUUGCUAUUGAAGCUGGGGGCAGAGCUUUCCAGCUCUACCAGUCGGGUGUCUUCACCGGUCUAUGCGGGACCGACCUAGACCACGGCGUAGCUGCAGUGGGGUACGGCACAGAGAAUGGCAAAGACUACUGGAUCGUGAGAAACUCGUGGGGUUCAAGCUGGGGAGAAAACGGGUACAUCAGGCUCGAACGGAACCUUGCCAACACCACCACGGGAAAGUGCGGUAUUGCCGUGGAAGCCUCUUACCCCGUCAAGAACGGCGACACCAACCCACCCAAGCCCGCCCCAUCACCGCCAACACCCGUGAAACCAGCCACCGUGUGCGACGACUACUACACCUGCCCCGAGGGGACCACAUGCUGCUGUGUUUACGAGUACGGCAAAUAUUGCUUCGGGUGGGGGUGCUGCCCACUCGAGUCUGCUACUUGCUGUGACGACCAUUCGAGCUGCUGCCCGCAUGAAUACCCUGUUUGUGAUGUUAAAGCCGGCACUUGUUUAGUGAGUAAGGACAGUCCGAUGGGAAUAAAAGCGUUGAAACGAAUCGAUGCGAAGCCACACUGGUCGAGUCAAAAUGGUGGUAGGAAGAUUAGCAGUGCUUGAGAGUUAUUUAUCUGAGUAUUUGUAAAUAAAUUAUUUGCUUUUACUUUUUUCGUUUUAGAAAUUUGGGGGCCUUUUCUUACUGUUGCAAUUUGAAUUUCUUGCUUGUGAUUAUGCAAUGACUGAAUUACUUCAAUACUUUCUGGUGGUUGGUUUCUCUUUUAUGUUUUUUCCCUUUU